Molecule: messenger RNA, 873 nt
Organism: Macrosteles quadrilineatus (aster leafhopper)
Lineage: Eukaryota; Metazoa; Arthropoda; Insecta; Hemiptera; Cicadellidae
Product: histidine-rich glycoprotein-like
Exons: 2
Coding region: 37-660 (207 amino acids)
Source: RefSeq, a predicted model, not a curated record
CAGACACCCUCCGAGCUCUAGGUCCAUCCUAGCAUCAUGUUCACCAAGGCCAUCCUUUUGAUCGCUACCGUUCACACAAGUAGUGUAUAUAGCAGUUAUCACUACAAUGGACCCAUAGCCAAGCCUGUCGUCCUCCACAACGGCUACCUGGCAGACACCCAUGAGGUAGCAGCAGCUAAGAAUGCCCAUCUCGCAGCUCUAGUCAAGCAAUCGCACUACGGAGGACAUUACGGAUACGGUGGAAGCUACGGAGACAACUACGGAUACGGUCAUGGCCAAGAAUACAGUGGCUCUUAUGACGGCCAUCAUGGAGACAUCAGGUACCACGGUCCCACCGCCAUCCCACACGUCCUGCAUGACGGACACAUCGCAGACACUCACGAGGUGGCCGCUGCUAAGGCUGAGCAUUUCGCCGCCGUAGCCAAGGCCAAGGCUCACGGAGGCUACGGUGACCACUACAGUGGCAGAUACGCCUCAGACUACGGUGCCGACCAUGGACACUCCUAUCAUGUGGCACCUUACUACGGACCCCUCGCCAAGCCCGUGGUGCUCAAGUCCGGAUACCUGGCAGACACUCACGAGGUCGCUGUGGCCAAGCACCAUCAUCUGGAGGCCCUGCAUAAGGCCAGACAUUACGGCCAUUACGACUACCAUUAUUAACUAAAAAGUAAUAAAUAAAAUAAUUAUCUCUCUGAAUUUUAUAACUAUUUUAAAAGUUGGGGUUUCCUGUUCAAACAACACCUACAGAGUCACAACAAUUUAAACAGCCCUAUGUAUGUUGUUAUUUAACUAAAGCAACUAUGUAUGUCCUUGCUGAACAGACAUACAAAUGAAAAUAAUCCAAACAGCAUUAUGCUCUCAUCACUAGCUUCA